Thelazia callipaeda (thelaziosis nematode) is the source of this 405-nucleotide messenger RNA. Lineage: Eukaryota; Metazoa; Nematoda; Chromadorea; Rhabditida; Thelaziidae. The record is from the annotation of a GenBank genome assembly.
AUGGCAGACAAUAUUUUACCGGCACAGAAAGCUACUUUAGAUACUGUUAUUGAUCAAGUUGAACAGUUGGAGCACAGCAUGGGCACAUUUAUUGAAAAUGUAGAAAAAAUUAUAAACGAAAUCACUUCACAAGUUAUCAGAAUGCUGGACUCAUUUCACGAGCAUUUCGGGCUGACAAGGAAAGAAAUUGGUCGUGUCACGGUCACUGCUGCUGAAAAAGGUGAAACUUUGCCUUCCUCUAAAGACUUAUUUUUGUUAACGAUUACUGCCACAUUUGCUAUGCUUAUGCUCCUAACUUUUUUGAUUAUCGCUGUUAUACAUAGAUUUAUUGAUCGCAGGAUAAGAAUAGAAGAAGAGGAAUUAAUACUGAGAGUAUUUGAACCUGACCUAAGCGUCUGUAACUGA